AUGCCUCUUGUCAACACCACCGAAGUCAACGAGGAUACUCGAGUCCUCGGUUACGAUCCCUUACUCUCUCCUCAGUUCCUUCAGUCCGAGAUCCCAUCUCCCGCUCAUGCCAUCGCAACCGUCCGAUCUGGCCGCGCCCAGGCCAUUGAGAUCAUCGAGCAGCGUGAUGACCGUCUCCUAGUGAUUGUCGGCCCAUGCUCCAUUCAUGACCCCGAGACAGCACUCGAAUAUGCCAACCGUCUCAAGAAACUUUCCGAGCGCCUUUCCUCCGACUUGUGCGUCAUCAUGCGCGCCUACCUCGAGAAGCCCCGUACAACUGUUGGAUGGAAGGGUCUGAUCAACGACCCUGAUAUCGACGAGUCCUACAACAUCAACAAGGGUCUUCGCGUUUCCCGUAAACUCUACGCCGACCUCACAGGCAUGGGAAUGCCAAUUGCUAGUGAAAUGCUUGAUACCAUUUCCCCGCAGUACCUCGCCGAUCUGAUUUCUCUGGGUGCCAUCGGUGCCCGAACCACCGAGUCACAAUUGCACCGUGAGCUCGCCUCCGGUCUCAGUUUCCCCAUUGGCUACAAGAACGGCACGGACGGUAACCUCACUGUCGCCAUUGACGCCAUCGGCGCGGCAGCUCACCCCCACCGCUUCCUCGGUGUGACCAAGCAGGGUCUCGCAGCCAUCACCAAGACAUCCGGUAACGAGCACGGCUUCGUCAUUCUUCGUGGAGGAAACAGGGGCACAAACUACGACCGCGAAAGUAUCCAGGGUGCUCGCGACGCUUUGCGCGGAAAGAAGCAGCGUGAAGUCGUCAUGGUUGACUGCUCGCAUGGAAACUCUAAGAAGAACCACCGCAACCAGCCCCUUGUCGCUAAGGAGGUCGGUGAUCAGCUCCGCGAGGGCCAAGAUGCCAUCAUCGGUGUCAUGAUUGAAUCCAACAUCAACGAGGGCAACCAGAAGGUUCCGGCCGAAGGCCCCUCAGGACUCGCCAAGGGUGUCAGCAUCACGGAUGCCUGCAUCGACUGGGAGACCACCGUCACUGUCUUGGAAGACCUCGCCGAGGCAGUCCGCGCCAGACGCGAAGUAAACAAGUCAAAGAGCGCCAAUGGAACCUCUGCUCAAUAA
Aspergillus calidoustus is the source of this 1116-nucleotide messenger RNA. The record is from the annotation of a GenBank genome assembly. Lineage: Eukaryota; Fungi; Ascomycota; Eurotiomycetes; Eurotiales; Aspergillaceae.